Molecule: messenger RNA, 1158 nt
Organism: Puccinia graminis f. sp. tritici CRL 75-36-700-3
Lineage: Eukaryota; Fungi; Basidiomycota; Pucciniomycetes; Pucciniales; Pucciniaceae
Exons: 4
Source: RefSeq, a predicted model, not a curated record
AUGGCCGCCCCUGGUGAGACAAACUUUGACCAAAUCUCACAGAAAAUCUCUCCUGCUGAAGUGUUCAAACUGGUUGACUCUCCAAGUGCCCAGUUGCCUCAAGGUGUUCAAAAAAGUCAAGAUCCCAGCCCUCCUGACAAAAAUCAUGGUCAACCUCUAGAAGAAGAUCAUCAGUCAUCAGAGAAUCAGCCCAAUGGCUCAUCUGCCAACCUCCAAGCUCCAAACAGCCAAAACAACAGCACUAAAACUACCUCUUCUGUGCCACCCCCACCCCCAAACGAUUCAACCAGUCAACCCACAGCAUCAACAGACCCACUCACAAAUCUCACAAUGCUCAAGUCAAGAAAUGCAAGAAUUUCAGUUGUCAAAUAUCCAUCAGCAUCUCCCUUGAGCUAUCUUCCCUCAGCCAAUGACUUCUUAGCUUCAUUGCCAAAUGACCAAUGGAACUUCCCUGACGUCAUUGAUUUCCCCCUGAUUGCGCUGUAUUCCCAAUUGGAAAAGUCUGGAUCCUCCAAGAAAUUCAUUUCUCCAACCAACAAAACUAAACAUCCUGAGUCCACCAUCAUACACUUCCUCCACCAACUUCAAAGUCCACCCCCUUCAGUCAUCUCCAAAUGGGCAAAAAUCAUUGCAGCUUCUGUUGAGGUCAUGGCAUUCAAUCUCUACACCCCACCUCCUCCAACCCCAGAUACUGAUGACAACCCAAUCAAUCAAGGGCUUCAAUUUCUCCAAUGGCUUGAGGGACUGAAGAACUCACUAUCAACUUUUGAAACACCUAGAGAGACCCAACCGACCUCUGCUGCCCCUGAAGGGGAAGUUGUCCUGCGCUCUCACACUAUUGAUGUUUUGAAAGACUUCUCAAAGGUCAUAAUCAAUGUCUUCAUGGGCUACAUCAUAUUCCAGGUUCAUGCUCUCAGCCCACCUCCCUUAACAAACAGCCAAAUCAAGAAGCAAGCCCCAGCUCCCCAAGAAAAUUCUGCCUUUGCUGUUACUCAAAAAACAACUGGAGGAGCUUUCACAACAACCUCUACCUCCACCAAGCAACUGAAGUCAAUCCAGUCCCAACAUAACUUCCAGCCCCUUACAUACUUCCUUAUUGGUGGUGUUCGAGGCCUCUUGUCUGUUCCAGGAAUCACCGUACAUCUCCAGCAUCAGAAU